GCAGGGCUCAUCAUCUCCCCAACGUUGGGAGUGCAAGACGGGGUGGAGUUUGGAAGGAGGGAGAAGGGUGUGUGCAAUACGGCGGGGGUGAGCAGCGGGGGGGGUUGGGGAACAGGGGAGGACGGGAGCACCGACCGAUCGGGUGAUGCUGGGUUGUUGCUGUAAGAGCUUUGCAUGGGACGGGGCUCCGGGCGCUGCGCUCGUUACGCUGCUGCGGAGAUGAACACCGAGGGUGAUGACGUGGCGCAGGCUUCUGGCAUUGGUGAUAGCUGCGGUGGGGCGAUGGAGAUUGCUACGGGGUCUGGCGCUUCUCAUGGAGCCGGCGUAGGUGGCGGGCUUUCACUAAGGGGGCAGCAAAGCAGUGUAGUGGCAAGGGGCGGGGGGGAGCAAGCGGACGAGCUGCGCGAUGGAGGCGGCGCGCAGGGGCAGGAGUCUGUGGCGGUGGAGAAAAGGGGGGAUUUUGCAGCCGUCUGUCGAUGGACGCUUGCGCAAUUCGCCAAGGUCAAGGCGCGUGCACUCUGGAGUAGAUAUUUUGAGGUAGGAGGUUACGAUUGCAGGUUAUUAGUCUAUCCUAGAGGCGAUUCUCAAGCUCUUCCUGGUUAUUUGUCCAUUUAUUUACAAGUCACGGAUCCUCGUGGCACCUCUGCGAAAUGGGACUGCUUUGCCAGCUAUCGACUGUGCGUACUCAAUCAGCGAGAUGAGUCCAAAUCCAUCCAGCGCGAUUCCUGGCAUCGCUUCUCGGGGAAGAAGAAGUCGCACGGUUGGUGCGACUUCACUCCGUCGUCCACCGUCCUGGACCCUAAGGCCGGCUUCUUAGCGAACGACGCAGUGCUUAUCACUGCAGAGAUUUUGGUCCUUCACGAAUCCAUCUCUUUCUCGAGAGAGAAUGAGAUGGCGACGAGCGUGGGGCCCGUGCCAGAGGUGCUGAGCGGCAAAUUCACGUGGCGUGUGCACAACCUCUCCCUCUUCAAGGAGAUGAUUAAGACUCAGAAAAUCAUGAGCCCUGUCUUCCCCGCGGGGGAAUGCAAUCUUCGCCUCAGCGUCUACCAAUCCUCUGUCAAUAACGUUGACUAUCUCUCCAUGUGUCUCGAGAGCAAGGACACGGACAAGUCGGUGACCCCGGAGAGAAGCUGCUGGUGCCUCUUCCGCAUGUCCGUCCUCAAUCAGAGGCAGGGUAUGAAUCACAUCCAUCGGGAUUCCUACGGCCGUUUUGCUGCAGACAACAAGAGUGGGGACAACACCAGCCUUGGCUGGAACGAUUACAUGAGGAUUUCAGACUUCGUCACGGGGGAGAUGGGGUUUUUGGUGGAUGACACGGCAGUGUUUAGUGCGUCGUUUCACGUGAUCAAAGAGACGAGCACCUUCUCGAAGAACAUCACGCCGAAUGCGAGCGUGGGGGGGGGCGGAGGCGGAGGGGCGGGCCGAGCGGGGGGCGCGAAGAAGAGCGAUGGUUUUCACGGCAAGUUUGUAUGGCGGAUUGAGAAUUUCACCAGGCUCAAGGAUCUUCUGAAGAAGCGGAAAAUCACUGGACUCUGCAUCAAGAGCAGGCGGUUUCAAGUGGGCAAUCGGGACUGCAGAUUGAUCGUCUACCCGCGAGGUCAGUCGCAACCUCCGUGCCACUUAUCAAUGUUCUUGGAGGUGACAGAUCCCCGAAGCACAAACGCUGAUUGGAGUUGUUUUGUCAGUCAUCGGUUGUCUGUUGUGAAUCAACGCUUUGAGGACCGAUCUGUUACAAAAGAGUCGCAGAAUAGGUACUCGAAAGCAGCCAAAGACUGGGGUUGGCGGGAGUUUGUAACGUUGACCAGCCUGUUUGACCAGGACUCGGGAUUCCUUGUGGCGGACACUGUGGUUUUCUCGGCGGAGGUAUUGAUUCUUAAGGAGACAUCGACGAUGCUGGAGUGUCCAGAAGGCUGGGAGGGGUCCCCUGCUGUUGCAGCAAAUGCCGUGCUUGCAGCAACAGCUGCUUCGGGAACAAGUGUCGCUGUCGUUGGGACACCAGUUGUUGGUGGUUGUGAAGUUGGGAGAAUCUCCAAUGGGGGUACAUUCACAUGGCGUGUGGAGAACUUCCUUGCAUUUAAGGACAUCAUGGAGACUCGAAAAAUCUUCAGCAAGUUCUUCCAGGCUGGAAACUGCGAAUUGAGGAUAGGAGUGUACGAGUCAUUUGACACACUGUGCAUCUACUUGGAGAGUGACUGCUCAACAUCGAACGAUCUUGACAGGAACUUUUGGGUGCACUACCGGAUUGCGGUCGUCAACCAGAAAUAUGCGGAUCGAACGGUGUGGAAGGAGUCGUCUAUCUGCACGAAGACAUGGAACAACUCUGUCCUGCAGUUCAUGAAGGUGUCUGAUAUGCUCGAAGUGGAUGCGGGCUUCCUGGUUCGAGAUACUGUUGUUUUCAUUUGUGAGGUGCUCGAUGUCUGUCCAUGGUUUGACUUCGCAGAUUUGGAGGUUUUGGUUUCAGAUGAUGAGCAGGAUGCGCUCAGCACAGACCCUGAUGAGAUUUUGGAUACAGACAGCGAAGAAGUCAGUGGCGAUGAAGAAGACAUUUUCAGAAGCCUUCUUGAGCGUGCUGGUUUCCACCUCAGCUUUGGGGAUAGUCCGCCGUUGAUACUGGACCCUUCGCAACUACAAGUCACGCUGCGGGAGAAGCUGCUGAUGGAUGCAGGGGCUGUGGCUGCAUUUCUUGCCGGACUACGAAUGUAUCUUGAUGACCCAGCCAAGGUGAAAAGAUUGCUAAUGCCUACCAAAGCUGCCGCACCUUCAGUGACUACUGUUAGUGGACCUGCUGGCAUGCAGAAAGGGCUGGGAUGUGGCAUCAAUGGGAAGGGUCAAGCAUAUGGGGUUGUGGGAGGACAAGCGGCUGGAGGCGGGGAAGCUACCUCGCCAAGCUUGAUGAACCUGCUCAUGGGGGUGAAAGUGCUCCAACAGGCAAUAGUUGACCUGUUGCUAGAUAUCAUGGUGGAGUGUUGUACGGAAGGAGGUGCUUUUGGAGGGUCUUCCUUGAAAGGGGCAGACAAUGGAAACAACUUGUUUGCAAACACAGGUGUUGCCUCCAUGGCAUCAGGAGGGGCUGCCCCUGCAGUGGAAGGGAAGGCUACGAGAACGACCGAAUUUGGGUCUAGAGCAGGAGCAAGUAAUGGUGCUGCUGCCGCUGGUGCUGCUGGGGUCUCAGAGCGGAAAGCAGGAGGGGGAUCUCCGUCUUCGCUGGCAAGGCCUGUGGAUGUCCGACUUGAGUCUGGAGCAGAUUCUGGUGAAGGAGGGCAGUGUGUCAGCAGUGAUUCAUCCAUAAGUGAUGGAGUGGGCAUGGGCGUAGGAGUGGGGAUUGGUAUGGUUCGAGGAGCUGGAGGAGGCAUGCAUGGGUCCAGAGGUAGCGCAAAUGGGAGCGGAAGCGGCAGUGGAGGUGGCUCGUCUCCAAUGCCUCCAGAACCUCCUGGUCAAGAGCCCUUGAAAAGUCCGACCAAUUGUCAUGUGCAAAAGUCUGCAGGUCCAAGAUGGCCCGAGCAAUCUGACGAACUCCUUGGUUUAAUCGUGGACUCUCUACGAACUCUGGACAGUGUUGUUACACAGGGGUGUCCAGAGCCUAGGCGGAGGCCCCAGUCAGCACAAAAGAUUGCUCUUGUUCUUCAAGCGGCGCCAUCUCACCUUCACCAGGACCUGAUCGGGCUCGUACCAAAGCUGGUGGAUGCAGCCGAGCACCCAAUUGCCGCUCAGGCGUUGCUAGAGCGGCUGAGAGUACCAGAUGCAGAUCCUGCAACGCGCAUGCCUGUCCUUGCAUCUCUUAGUCAGCUGGAGGUUGGUCCUGACGUGUGGGAUCACGUCUUCCGUAGUGGACUGGAAACAAUGGUUGCGGUGGACGACGAUUUGCUUGCAACUGCUGUAAGCAUUGUUUUCAAGGCUGCGGCCGAAGUCAGGGCACUACCUCUAGCGGCAAGAGCUGUUCGGGAAAAAUUGAAAAAGCAAGGCCCGGCAGUAUCCCCACGUGUUUUGGAAAUGGUAAGGAUGCUGGUUUGCACACGGCUGGAUGUCGCUGAAGCUCUCCUGCAAGAUAUAGAUUCAGACUGUGAGCGGAGCGAAGAUGAGAUUGUGGCGACCACAGCACCUCUGGUGUUUGGCGACAGAGCAGAUGAUAUCGGUGCCAGUGUGAGCGAGCUUUCGCAGGUGGCAGCAGAGCGGGCGGCAGCAGCUGCUGCAGUGUGCUGGCGUGUUGCAGAUGUGGACAUGUUAGUGGAAAUGCUGACGGUUCCUCAGCUGAGGGUGGAUGCGCAGCGCGUCUUUGAACGGGCCAUUGCUCGUGGCGCGUUUGGGGAGCAGUCGGUGGUCAUGGUCCUGGAAAGAAGACAGUCCCAAAGACUGAUAAUGGACCCAAGAGUUGGUGGAACAACUGCUGGCGGCGGCAUGGGACUUGGUGUAGGAGUGAGCAUUGGCUUGCCUGUUGGGGUGAUGGACAACAGCGUUCCAAUCGUCUCGUCUGGCAGCGAAGAAGACGACGACUUCCCCGUCGUUCUUGGCCUCGCUGAAGCUCUUGCUGCAUCGCAAGAUGUUAGAGUGAGAGAAUUCGUCAGCACCUUAUAUGCUGUUAUGUUCAAAGUGUAUGGCGAUGAGGGAUGUCGGGAGAGGAUGCUCCGUGGACUGGUUGAGAGGGCAACAAGCAGUUCGAGUGGGCCGUCGGAAGUGGAAUUGGGGAUGGACAUUCUGACCUUCCUUGUGAGGGAGGAGGAGGGGACGGCGCGGCCAGUCCUCAGCAUGAUGCGCGAAACAGCUGAAGUUGCUCAUUCCGACCGGUCUGCUCUUUGGCAGCAGCUACGUGCAACCGAGGAGGAACUCAAUCGGAUGAGGGUGGACAGGCAGGCUGAUAUCACACGCCUUAACCGGGAGAAAGGGGCACUUCAGUCGAAGGUUGGGGAGCUUGAAGCAGCACAAGCACGGGCAAAGGGAGAGGCGCGAGCGGAGAUUGAGAAGCUCACGCGUGAGAAGAAGGAACUGCAGGACAGAGUGCGUGAGAUGGACAAUCAACUUGAGUGGGCGAGAGCGGAGAGGGACGAGGAGGUUGGAAAGCUUGUGCAGGAUAAGCGAAUGCUACAGGAUCGGUUACGGGAGGCUGAAAACCAGUUGAACCAGAUUAAGAACCGCAAACGAGAUGAGCUUAAGAGGGUGGUUAAAGAGAAGAACGUCUUGGCGGAGCGGCUGAAGAACGCUGAAAGUGCAAGGAAGCGGUUCGACGAGGAACUGAAGAGAUUUGCGACGGAAACGAUCACGCGAGACGAGGUGCGACAAAGCCUCGAGGAUGAAGUGCGGCGGUUGAAUGCGGCAGUCGGACAGACGAAAGGGGGAUUACGGGAGAAGGAGGAGCAGGUGAUGAGGUGCGAGGCAUAUAUCGAUGGGAUGGAGGCCAAACUGCACGCGCAUCAGGACUAUAUUCAGACAUUGGAGGCAAGUCUUCAGGAGGAAAUGUCUAGGCAUGCACCGCUGUAUGGGGCAGGGCUCGAGGGCCUCAGCCUAAGUGAACUUGAAACGCUGGCUCGUAUACACGAGGAAGGCCUCCGCCAAGUACGUACCUUGCAGCAGCAGAGGCAGGCGGAAAGCGUUGCUGCUGUCGUUGGUUCGAUUGCAGUCGGUGGCCCGGACCUACCUGGAAGCGCCGGUCCUCCAAUGGCCCCCCUGUAUGCAACGGCGCCACCGAUUGCCGUUGGGUUGCCUCCUCUUAGGGCGAACGGGAUCGUCCAUGGGAAUGGGCACCUGAACGGAGGCCAUCCAUGGUACCCCUCAGCUUGAUAAGGACAUCAGAGAAAGACUGUGGAGACGCCAUCGUAUGUUGAGCGAUGGGGGAGAUGGGCAUGCAUGUGCGCCGGAAUGUUGGCCGCCCUAAGGUGGAUGAGAUUUUUUCUGUAAGUUUGGUGAUGUCAGGGAUUAAAGAGGAAGGUAUGACGAUAGAACGGGCGGGAUAGAGACAAGUGGAGAGAAGCGGGAGUGGGUGGGAGAUGGUGAAAGCGGGGGAGAGUUCUUCGUUUCUCUCUCUUGUGACCACUGUCAGCUGCGGUUACAGCAUCACUCCACCUCCUUUCCCUUCCUUGCCCUAGUCUCUCCUGCUCUUUGCUCUCUUUCUCCAUAGCCUCCGACCCGACAGUCCAGUUGCGACGAAGCCGGGGCUGCUUUCUAUUCUGUGCAGCCAUGGAGGACCUUCCUUCCUUGUCCCUCUCUCUCUCUCUCUCUAACUCUCUCUCUCUCUCUCUCUCUCUCUGCAGGCCCACAGUCUAUUUGCUUUGUGUUAUCUCCAUUCAUGCCUUUGUUGUUGGCUUGUUUCUUUGCUCCGGGUAAACGCCGCCGGCUCCUUGCCAGUCGAUGCUGACAUCAUCAUGUAAACCAUUGUGAAUGCACAGAGUAUUAAGAUUGCUAAAAGUUUUUUUCUUUAGUCUCCUCACGCCACCCUCCGUCCUCUCACUAAUGUAUCAAAAGGACCUUCAGCCUCCCAUUUGGCCUCAGUACUUGGGGAAGGCUUUAUUGAUGAUCCCAGUGCCGCACCACGUGUCGUCAAAGAACGUUGUCCUGUGUGAUUGGUAGCUUUGUAAUACGCUUCUCUUGCAUGUUAUGUGUCGACCUGUUGUGAGAAGUCCUCCUCUUCCGCCAAUGAGGCGGUUUGCUGCAUGAUGUGGGUACAUGUGGUGUAUGAUGAUUGCAGGUAGACACAUGCAACGUGUGCGCCGGAAGAGAGAUCCGCAGAGGCGGCGGCAACAGGGCUUCUAGAGGAGGCUAUUAUGUGGUGUGUUAGAAAUGCCAGAAGGUAGUAGUAUAUCUUUCACGUGAGUCGAACAUCUACAGUCAUGUCUACUUCUAUACAGCAAUUUGUUGAUGUCAUCCCACCCCUCACAAAUCCUGCUCGUCAAGCGCCUCCGUCCACUUCUGACAACCCCUUCCCUUGGCCUUCUUUUCUUUUUUUUCUUUUUUUCCUGCUUGGCUUUUUUUUUUCCUGCUUGGGAUUAUGGGUGAUUCACUGAUUCUUGGUGAUAAAUUUGUGUCUAGACU
Molecule: messenger RNA, 7020 nt
Organism: Chara braunii
Lineage: Eukaryota; Viridiplantae; Streptophyta; Charophyceae; Charales; Characeae
Source: the annotation of a GenBank genome assembly